Messenger RNA from Racocetra persica, 419 nucleotides. Lineage: Eukaryota; Fungi; Glomeromycota; Glomeromycetes; Diversisporales; Gigasporaceae. The record is from the annotation of a GenBank genome assembly.
GACCUGGGCAGACGAAGGUUCUACUCACAGAAACUUGUUGAAGAUUGUCAUACUUGUUAAGUGUAAGAUCAAGAAGGGUAUACCAAUCAUAAUUGGUAAAUUUAAGGUGCCUCGGUGGCAAGUUAAACGCGGUUUAACAGAAUUGGAGUUGAAGAUGAAACGUGAAGAUUACUUAGUAAUGUUGAUAAAAGACAUUGUAAAAACAGUAGUUAAAAAAGUUGUACAGAACCUGAAUAUGUUUCAAAGGAAACAGCAAAAACGUGGGUCACGUUUAUGUUAUGUGUGUUGGCGAAAAGGGCACUUGGCUUAUUUGUGUCCAUCUAUAAAAGAUCAAAGUCAUGAUCAAAGUUUAAAUUAUAAUGUGAUGGAUGUUCACCAUGUAGAAGUUGGAAGAAAGAAGCAUGAAGGAUUGAAACGUA